Messenger RNA from Fusarium sp. VM40, 2178 nucleotides. The record is from the annotation of a GenBank genome assembly. Lineage: Eukaryota; Fungi; Ascomycota; Sordariomycetes; Hypocreales; Nectriaceae.
AUGUCCAUCUGCAAGAAAAAACCCACAACUCGUCUCAAAAAUGGCCAAGGAAGGCGUAGUCGUUCUUUCGGGGGCUGCGUUACGUGUCGAACCCGUCGCGUGAAAUGUGAUGAAAGCCGCCCAGGAUGUUCCAUGUGUAGGCUCCAAGGUACGGAAUGCGGCGGGUACAGCAAGGAUAUCUUUUUCGAUCUUGAUGAUCCUUCUAUGGGAGUUGCUCGUUUCCGACGACCUUUGCUUACGGACCGGGAGCGCAAGUGCAUGAGCGACAGCAUCUUGCAACAGGUCCCUCCAAACUUGGCCAACAGGCACCUUUCUCAAAUCGAAGAGGAAUGUGAAAGUUCAGUGUCGGAUAUUCAGAUAUCACGAGGCCCGUUUGGGGCAUUCCGAAUAACUCAACAGUUCUAUCAGCACCCUAAGUCCACCCUGCAGGUGUUGAAUGAGAAUGACACAGUCCAGUCAAAUAUCCACAGUUCUGGUGAUGAAGGACAAGACUGUCAAAUAACUGACCACCUUGACGCCAAUGAUGAGGUUGUGGAACUGUCAAUGGACUUUGGAGACGGCAUCGCCGAACAAAUUGCUCAGCCACACCAAGUUACACCAAGAAAGAACAAUGCGGUGGUGACACGCACUAAUUGGCUUGAUGUUAUUGAGGAUCUUCCCAUGAGCGGAUGUAUAGGCCAUGAGUACUUCGAUAUACCCGGCUGGUGGGAUUCCACGGGCUUCGACUCAGUUAUCCCCUGGUCUGAUACCACGGUAUCAAUACGAAGGUCAUUAUCGCCAAUCCUGCAACCGUCGGAUGUUCAGACAAGGUUCAUAUCCCACUCAAACCUUUCUAAUAUGGUAUCAACUCCUGCCAAAAGUGAUGUCCCUCAGGACGCUGUGUUAUUGAUGAAGCACUACGCGACUACAAUCCUUCGUGGCAUGACACCCUAUCGUCAUAGUAAGACACCAUGGCACAUCCUCUUCCUGCCAUUCUUGAAGGGUUGCUUGGCAGCUCUUACAUUGGGUGAAGAUAUGGACCAGGCAAGUCUGUGUGCGUUUUACGGAACGCUUUCCAUCAGUGCCUCUAGCAUGGGCGGAAUACACAGCUCCGUCAAGUUGCUGGAACAGGGCAACGCAUACAAACAAAAGGCCUGCCUUCAUUAUAGACUUAUGCUAAGCACGGCGUAUGAUGUGCCAAAGAAGGCUAGAUACAAGUCUAUACUCAUGGCCCUAUUGACUAUGGUUCAACUAUCCAUACUCACUGGCGAUAAAGAUGAAGCGGAGUAUUACUUUCUAGAAACCGAGAAGUUUAUCCGUCUGAGAGGGCUGAAUCGGAGAAAGUCUCGCAAGGUCCGUUUACUACAUCACUGCUACGCCUUUGAGAGGCUAUCUCAUGAGAGCACUUUCACCGAGAGCAGACUCAACGUGGACCAUCGAAACCGAGUCAGAGAGGCUAUAGAAGCAAGUGGGGCUGGUGCGCAUAGUCGUGAUAGCCUGUCAUUUGGCCUCACGUCAUGGAGAAACUUGGAUCAAGAGAUGCUCAAGGUCAAAGAUCAAGUCGACGGAGAGAAUGAUUUGCAUCUUCAGCAUCCUGGCAUCUGGUCCGCAACAUUGUAUCCUGAGAUAUUCGGCGUGCCAGAGCUCCAUCUUUUCAUGCUUUCUCUGGUCAUCCGACUGGCUCGAGAGAAGGAUCAGUGCGAUACAGUGGGUGCUGGGCUGAGCUUAAGAGAGUUUAUGCUUCGGGCGAAAGCUGUUGAACGCUGGAUAAAGCAACUUCCUGUUGUCCGACAGGCCAUCUGGAUGACCGAAGCUCCUGUUGAUGAAGAACAACAGCAGUCUGUUGACCUGUUGGCUAACCUAGCCGAAACUAUGCAGCAUGCACUUGCUGUAUAUUUCUACCGCAGAAUCUAUGACUUGGAUCCGGGGAUGCUGGAGAAGCAUGUCUUUGGUGUCCGAGACCGCCUGCUUGAAUUUGAUGCAUUAGACGCAGGCGUGGGGUACGGGUCUCUGAGAUUAAUAUGGCCAGCAUUUAUUGCGGCCUGCGAGACAGAUGACGCCAAUGUUCGUGCUUUCUUUGCAAGAUGGUUUGAAGAUUCCGCAAAGCGCAGCGGCUUGCGCAUCUUUACAGAAACCAAGGAUCGCAUUGGCCGUAUUUGGAAUGAAAGAGAUACUGCAGAACUUCCAAUCGUAAUCUAA